This is a messenger RNA of Emericellopsis atlantica, 2459 nucleotides long. Its product is annotated as P-loop containing nucleoside triphosphate hydrolase protein. Lineage: Eukaryota; Fungi; Ascomycota; Sordariomycetes; Hypocreales; Bionectriaceae. The transcript has 2 exons. Bases 74 to 2263 code for a protein of 729 amino acids. Gene Ontology annotation, cellular component: kinesin complex; nucleus; microtubule. Gene Ontology annotation, molecular function: ATP hydrolysis activity; ATP binding; microtubule binding. Gene Ontology annotation, biological process: microtubule-based movement. The record is from RefSeq and is a predicted model, not a curated record.
CCCAUUUGGUAUUUAGGCACGUCCUUACCUUAGCGACAGGCUACAGCAUCAAGACAGCCGCCAAAUCAUCGAAAUGGAGUCAAGAACCUCGCACAACCUCUUCGAGGUCUACCUUCGAUUACGACCCUCCCCACCUGGUGCGCCCGCCUCCGAGCGCAUCCUGACUGUCGAAGCACCAGAAACGAAAGAGGAGGAAGCCCAGCGCGAGGCCACUGGGGUGACACACAUCACACUGAACCCGCCGACUGAUCGCAGACGCGCCAUCGAGAAGUUCGCUUUUACGCGUGUCUUUGAACCUGACGCCGGUCAGCUCGAUGUCUUCCAUUCUGCCGGAGUUGUUCCCAUGGUUGAGGGCGUGUUGGCACGCGAUGGAGGCGAUGGCACAGACGCGAUGAUUGCCACACUGGGCGUCACAGGCUCAGGGAAAACGCACACAAUGCUCGGAUCCAAGACCCAGCGCGGUUUGACGCAGCUCACUCUCGACGUCCUCUUCCGGUCAAUCGGCCUCAACAUGCUCGAAGGUCUCGACCUGGCCUCUGCCGCCGACUCACUUCAAGCAAGCGACCCAUCCGAAGCCACACUGAUAACGGCUCCCAACUUCAUUGAUGCCGUUUGCGGCGAUGCGCCGGGGUCUCGCUCUCGCGCCGCGACACCCAUGAUUGGCGAGUCACACAAUCACCUGUCGCCAGGUCCUGCGAGACGAAACAUACAACGACCUUCUGCCCUGCCGCAGACGCCCGAUGUCAGCAACAUCGAUCUGUGCUGCGAUGCUUCGGCUGAGUACGCGGUUGUCGUGUCCAUGUACGAAGUCCACAACGAUCGCAUCUACGACCUUCUGUCGCCUCCUUCACGGAACGCCACAUCCAAAGACAUUCGUCGCCGCCCGCUGCUAUUCAAAUCCACCGAAAUGUCACCCGAUCGCAAAGUUGUCGCCGGCCUGCGAAAAGUCAUUUGCACGAGUUUCAGAGAGGCGAUCAUGGUUCUGGAGGCUGGCCUUCAAGAACGCCGAGUUGCCGGUACAGGCAGCAACAGUACGUCGUCGCGCAGUCACGGAUUCUUCUGUUUUGAAGUGAAGAAAAGAACGCAUAGCAGGCGACCUGGUCCCUGGGGCGGCAGCAAGCUGACGAUUGUCGACUUGGCUGGCAGCGAGCGUGCUCGCGACGCUAAAACAGCUGGUGCUACGCUGGUCGAAGCUGGCAAGAUCAACGAGAGUCUCAUGUAUCUGGGCCAAUGUCUGCAAACGCAGAGCGAGGUCGGAACGUCCAGCAAGCCCAACAUUGUUCCUUACAGACAAUGUAAGCUUACAGAGCUGCUCUUCUCCAACUCCUUCCCCUCCUCAUCCUCUUCUUCACAGCCUCAGGGUCCCCGACGCAACCCACAAAGGGGAGUCAUGAUUGUCACAGCCGAUCCUCUGGGCGACUUCAAUGCUACAUCACAGAUCCUUCGCUACAGUGCUCUGGCGCGGGAGGUAACAGUGCCUCGCAUCCCAUCAAUCACGGCAACUAUUCUCGCCAAUGCUCCCCCCAUGGCAGGGAGGCCGCCUAGCCCAGUCCAGACACAUCAUCCUCGCCCUUUCAUGCCUCCUGGCAGCUCUGGCUCGUAUCGGGUCGCUUCAUCUGACGAGAGAGCGACUAUGGAAUUGGCUGCUCUAGAGAUAGCGCGCCUGAGCGACGACAUUGAUCACUUGCGCGAAGAGGUGGAUAUCCAGACUGAGGCAAGAAUGACGGCGGAGGCCCAUCUUAUGUCGAUGGAAGACCGCAUGUUGGAUCUCGAGGCUUCCAUAAGGGACGACUGUGCGACAGAGUUCGAGGAAAGGCUUGCGAUUGAGCUGGCCAGGUUCAAGUCCUCACUUUUGCUGGAGCAAGAGCGCAACGAUGAGCACUGGGAUCGUAAAGUGGAUGUGUUGGAGCGCGGACUUGGCUCCGACGAGGCGGAUGACAAGGAGAACGUGCUUGUCGAGAACCUCGAGGAAGAAGUGGAGCGAUUGCGUCGAGAGAACGUGAUCCUCAAGCGCGAGCUGGCGAGUAGGAGCCCCAGCAAGCGCCGACCGCUCGAAGAGCGAGGCGACUGCGCUUCAUCGCCGCAGGGCUCGUCGACAAAGGGCGAGGGUGUGGCUCAGUUGGGCCGCAAAAUGGAGAAGAUGCAUCUCAGCAACAGCAACUCGCGGACACCGAAUGGCGCGAGUAGCGGCAGCCCAAAGAAGUUGCGCAGGCUGGGCAACCGGAAAUGGGAGCACGAAGAAGAUGCGGAUUUGGAGUGUUGAUCUUGGUAUAGAUACCCGGUUCUUUCGUAAUGCACUUUGGCUUCUAGCGGACAAUGAAUUGAUUUGACUCGAUCGUGAAGCUACUUGGGACAUCGCUCGUUGUGUGAAUGACACAGGCUAUUUGUUCCAGUCCCUGUGAGCUCGGAGCACCAUAACAAACAAACCCCCUGGACUCCACCAUUUCCCUGAGAUACGG